AUGAGGGAAGAGUUUGAAGGGCACUUGGGCACGGGGACGUUUUCAUUCGUAGACGGUGCGCCAGAGGGGCGCAGGCCUGUGAGCUCAAAGUGGUGUUUUAGUUGGAAGACCAACAAGGAAGGGAAGAUAGACACGUUCAAAGCGCGUCUGGUUGCUAGGGGGUUUUCGCAAAUCCCGAACGUCGAUUAUUUCCAUUCGUCUUCCCCUUGCCCCUCAUCCGCAUCCAUUAAGCUGAUGCUUGCGGUAGCGAACGAGAAGGGCAUGAACCUCAAUCACUGGGAUGAAGGGAAAAUAGACAAGUUCAAAGCGCGUCUCGUUGCUAGGGGGUUUUCGCAAAUCCCGAACGUCGAUUAUUUCCAUUCGUCUUCCCCUUGCCCCUCAUCCGCAUCCAUUAAGCUGAUGCUUGCGGUAGCGAACGAGAAGGGCAUGAACCUCAAUCACUGGGAUGUGAAGCAGGCGUAUACACACGCUACGCUAGACGAGGAGGUUUUUCUGAAGCUCCCCGCUGGGUGCGGGGACAAGUCGCAUAAGAUUGCUAAGGCUGAGCGUGCGAUUUAUGGUCUGAAGCAGAGCGGUAGGCAGUGGGGGUACCACGCUGCUGAUACGCUAGUCGAGAACGGGUUCGAGCAAUGCAAGGCGGACCCGUGUGUUUUCCGCAAGAUGGUAGACGAAGUCGUGGUGAUGAUUAUCGUGAUUUAUGUGGAUGACAUUUUGGUGGCUGGGUCUGACGAGGAUUGCGAGGAGUGUCAAUGCAUGGUUGAACGCUUCGAUGUGAAAUCAACUUCCCGCAUCCCCGCUACCCCUGGUGCCGAUCUAGGGCCGAAGCGAGAGGAUGAGGAAGGAGGGGAGUGGCCGGUGAGGGAGGCCAUCGGCAGCAUGAUGUGGGUGUCGACUUUCUCGCGUCCAGACGUCUCGUUCGCCGUGCGUGCGGUAGCGCGCCACGCCCACGCCCCGGCGAAGAGGAACUGGGAUGCCAUACAGAAGAUCCUCGGCUACCUGAAAGGGACGAGGGACCUCGGCAUCACCUACCAACGGGGAUCGGGGUUAGGGCUUGCCGUGUACGUAGACGCUAGCUACGCCGACACGGAGGAUAGGCGUUCGGUGUCAGGGUUGGCGACGACGGUCGGAGGUACCGUACUCAGCCAUGGUAGCAAGACGCAGAGCAUCGUGUCUUUGUCUUCGACGGAGGCCGAGUACAUUGCUGCCGAGGAUGGUGUCAAAGAGGCGUUCAUCCAGGUCCUUGAGGACAACCAGGGGGCCAUGGCGUUGGUGCAGAACCCUCUCAGCUCAGGUCGCACGAAACACAUCGACGUGCGGUUUCAUUUCAUCCGCGGAUUGUUUAGGUCGGGGGAAAUUUCGGUCAAGUUUGUCCCGACAACGGAGCAACACGCGGACCUCCUCACCAAGGCCCUUAGCAGGGCCAGUCUGCAGUAUCACCGGCGCAAGCUGAUGAAUUUGCCGGAGUAGCUGUAGCAGUUUCUAGCACUUGGGAGAGGCCAUGUUUUCCAUGCGGGGAAAGGCGCAUAACUGUUGCGGUCUGUGUACCAAUGGCAGGAGUAGGGGGCGUUGGGAGACCAUCGUCCGGGGGAACGUAGUUCCUCGCGUUCUUGUCUUCGCCUUGGCCUUUCUAAUAAGUGCGGCCGUUGUGAUCCGCUGUGGUAGCGACGGUUUUUUUUUGUGGUGGUAAGGUUUUUCCUUGAGGGGUUUUGCCCGGACG
This is a messenger RNA of Ectocarpus sp. CCAP 1310/34, 1717 nucleotides long. The record is from the annotation of a GenBank genome assembly. Lineage: Eukaryota; Phaeophyceae; Ectocarpales; Ectocarpaceae.